This is a messenger RNA of Paramecium pentaurelia, 2178 nucleotides long. The record is from the annotation of a GenBank genome assembly. Lineage: Eukaryota; Ciliophora; Oligohymenophorea; Peniculida; Parameciidae.
AUGAUUUACUAAAAGGUAGCAUUUUAGAAUCAAAUACACAAAGAGAUUAAAAUAAAUAAGUGGGAUUAAAUCUAAUUGUAAAUUGCAAAGAUAUCAAUUGAUAUCUUAUAUACACAAGAUAAUAAAAUCUUAUACUUACAGAAUGGGGAAAUUUUAAGAAAGUAAAAACAUUUAUUAUUGAUUAGUGAAUUUUUAUAUGAUGAUUAACAGGAUCCAGAUUUAUUGAUAAGUAUGAAAUAAAUCAAAAAUCUUUAAUGGUAAGGUAAGAUUGAAAAAAACAAAAAAAAAAUGGGAAAGUGGAUGGCUGUUUGGAAUGGGGAAGCUCUUAUAGACUUUUGUGGAUAUUAUGAAUUAGGGUUAAAGCAAGGCCUAUGGAAAGAAUUAAAUAAGAAUUAUUGGAGGUAUAUAUUUAUUAAGUAAUUUUAAUUAGUCAAGCAAAAAUAUCAGAAAGUGGAGAAUAUUUUAAUAAUUAAAAAAUUGGUGCAUGGAUAUAUUUAUAUGAAAAUAAAAAGAUGUUAUAUUAUUUAUAAAUUAAUUAGUGGAGGUGGAUCCUACAAUUCACAAGGUUUGAAGCAUGGUAAAUGGAUUGAUCUGUGUGAUUGGUUUUACGACUAUUCAUAAAUAACUUUUUAAGGUGAAUAUAAAAACGGUAAAAAGAUUGGUUAAUGGGAUUUUUACUGGAAUUGGAACUAAAAAAAUCGAUAAAUGUAAAAAUUAUUACAAACAUAUUUAGAGGUGGUGGUUAUUAUGGAGAUGAUGAAAUUAAAACUGGAAGAUGGAUAGAGCUAAAUGAUAGUUUUAGCUGGGUUUCAUAAGUCACUUAUAAUGGUGAAUAUAAAAAUGGUAUAAAAGUUGGUAGAUGGGAUAUUUGGUAUAAGAAGAAUUAUGGAACAAAUUAGAAUAUAUAGUUGUAAAAUUAUAUGAUUAGAUAUUAUGUAUAAAUCUUUAGUGGAGGCGGUUUAUAUGAUGAAGGAAAUAAAAAAGGGAGAUGGAUUGAAAUUAGUGAUAAUUUUGAUGGUGGAUAAUAAAUGACUUAUAAUGGUGAAUAUAAAUAAGGUAAAAAGGUUUGUCAAUGGGAUAUUUUAUGGAAUUUUUAUCAUUAAUAAUAUAGAUUGAUGUAAAUUUAAAUUAUUAAGAGUUUUAUGUACAAAUAUUGUUAGGGGCGGUGGAUUACAUGAUAAUGGAAUUAAAAUUGGAAAAUGGGUUGAGAUAAGUUAGGGGUUUAAGAUGUCUUCACAAAUCACUUAUAUAGGUGAAUACAAGAACGGUUCAAAAUUUGGUAGAUGGGAUACUUAUUGGGAUUGGAAUAAAAAUUUCCAGAUGUAAAAUAAUAAUUUUAUAAACAUGUGAGUGGUGGCGGAUCGUAUGAUAAUGCAGGUUAUGGGUUAAAAAUUGGGAAAUGGGUUGACUUAAGCGAUGAGUAUGAAGGUGUUUAGCAAGUAAUUUAUAAUGGUGAAUAUCAAAAUGGUUAAAAGGUUGGUAUAUGGGAUAUAUAAUAUAGGGAGACUGUAAAAGAUACUCUGUAAAAUAUGUAAAAUUCAAUAUUAUGCUUAUAAAUAUUUUAGUGGAGGUGGGCUAUUUGAUGAAGGGAUUAAAAUAGGGAGAUGGUAAGAUUUAAGUGAUGGAUUUAGAAUUGUUUCUUAAAUUACUUAUGAUGGUUAAUAUUAAAACGGUAAAAAAGUUGGUAGAUGGGAUAUUUAUUGGAGGCAUUAAAAAGAAAAUAAAUAAAUGUAAAAAAUACUAUUAAAUAAUAUUUAAAUACUCUAGUGGCGGUGGAUCAUAUGAUGAGGAAGGUGUUAAGGCUGGUCAAUGGAUAGAGUUGAUUGAAGGAUUUUAAAAUGCUAUUUAAAUAACUUAUUAAGGCGAAUAUAAAAAUGGUAAUAAAGUAGGUAGAUGGUAAUUUUUAUGGAAUAAUAAUGGAGAAAAUAAAUAAAUGUAAAUAUAAACUAUUAAUUAUAUUUUAAAUUUUCUAGUGGUGGGGGAUCAUAUGGUGAAAAAGGUGAUGGAGUUAAGGUUGGCAAAUGGGUUGAUUUAUGUGAGGGAUUUUGGAAUAGCAAAUAAAUAGCCUAUAAAGGCAAAUAUUAAAAUGGUAAAAAAGUUGAUAAAUGGGUUGAAUUAAGAAGAGAAUGGAAUUAAAAUGAAUUUUAAAAAAUUGGGGAAUUGAAAUAUUAUUCAUGA